AGAGGGGAGAGAGGCGAUGAGCUCUCUAAACAUUACGACAACUGCAGAAGUUACUUUUAAGUACUUCUUUUAAGAGAGAGGAGAUGAGAAGGGGGAUUUUUAGGUUUUCUAAUUUUAAAACCGCGUGUUUUCAGUAUGUAAAACAGUCUGAAACCCCUGCUGCCUGAGUGGGUGCCUGAGGUAACAGAGCAGCGUCCGCUUCUAACCCUCAGAAACCGGGGGGCCUUUAUCUAUCCGGGCAUGUUCUCCGUUUCUGAUGUCAGUGACAUUAACAGAAGCAAAGCUGUUGCUGUAAACACAACACUAAAGUUAUGGCUAACUGGUUCCUGUCCAAAUGGAAAAUCUGGCUGCUGGUUCCACUAGUCUUGGACUAUGUUGCCGUCGCCCAAAAUCUUAAGUCCACAAGAGGUCCUCUGUACCCUAAUAAGCCUUUGCUCCUAGCCUGGAAUGCCCCCACAGAGGACUGUGGACCCCGUCAUGGCGUUCACUUCCAGCUGGAUAUGUUCCAGAUUGUGGCUUCACCUAAUGAGGGUUUCACCAGACAGAACCUCACCAUCUUCUACAGAGACCGUCUGGGCCUAUACCCAUAUUUUGAAUCAGGCACUCCAGUUAACGGUGGACUGCCUCAAAUUGCCAGCCUGACACAUCACCUCGAGAAGAUGCCCGAAGGCAUCAAAAAGUACAUUCGUGACCCGAACGCACAGGGCCUCGCCGUCAUAGACUGGGAGGAUUGGCGUCCUCUUUGGAUACGGAACUGGAAUGCCAAGAACAUCUACAGGAACCAGUCGCGGCUCUUGGUGUUCAAAAAGAACCCAACCUGGGACCAGGGCCGUGUCAACAAAGUGGCCCAGCAGGAGUUUGAGACGUCAGGCCGUAGGUUCAUGCUGGAGACUCUGCGGCAGGCCAAAAGCUUGCGGCCAAACCAGCUCUGGGGCUUUUAUCUUUUCCCCGACUGCUACAACCACAAUUACCACACCAGCCUGGAGCACUACUCGGGCCGCUGUCCGGACCCAGAGAUGGCGCGGAAUGACCAGCUGAAGUGGCUGUGGACUGAAAGCACAGCCCUCUUCCCUUCUAUCUACAUAGGGUCGGUGCUGCAUUCAACACCCUUCGCUCGCCAGUUUGUGCGGAACAGAGUGAAGGAGGGCAUGAGGUUGGCGUCAGUGGGAGAAGGACCGGCACGUCCGGUUUUUGUCUAUACCCGCCCCACGUAUGCCAAUGAGCUGGAGCUGCUUUCUGAGACAGACCUAGUCUCCACCAUCGGAGAAAGUGUGGCACUGGGGGCUGCCGGCAUCAUACUCUGGGGGGAUGCCAGUUACGCCAGUAGCAACGCCAGCUGUCGCAGUCUGAACCAGUACCUACAGGGGCUGCUGGGCCGCUACCUCCUCAACGUGUCUACAGCAGCAGAGCAGUGCAGCAACUAUGUGUGCAAUUCCCACGGCCGCUGCCUGCGCAGGAACCCAGACACUGACACCUAUCUGCACCUGAACGCUCAGAGCCAGACUGUGGUGGCUCAGGGCAGCGGCCUGAAAGUGACGGGGCAACCAAGGAUUUCGGACCUGCAGUGGAUGAGGGAGUACUUCAUGUGCCAGUGCUUUAGCGGCUACCAGGGGGAUAAGUGCGAGCUGCAAGAUCCCCUAUGUCAGAAAGGAGGGGGGCACAGACUGCAGGCACUGUUGGGGUACUGCCUGCUCCCACUGCUGCUCACUUUACUGGGCUGAUCGAGCCUACACUUCUGCGUAACGGUCAUUAGGGGUGUUGAAAUGCAUCAAUAUUUUAAAUUUUAGUAUAGUUUUGACUCCUCGGGCUAUUUUUACAAAUCAAAGUUUGUUUUACAAAGUUUGGUUCAUUGUUUUUAGGUCUGGAUUCUAGUACAGAGAACAUAUUGUAAAUACUACUGUAGUGUAAAUGGCUCCACUGGUCACAUUUAUAUUUUCAGUGUAUUUAUUAAAUAAUUCUGAAUUGUCCUAAAAAUAGUCAAAUUGGAAUCAAGUCAGGGGGGAAAUCUGAGAUUUCAUGAUGCGUUAAAAAUAUUGAAAUGUAAGUGAAUCAUUGUGCGGUCAUAGAUUUACACCCCUUAAUGGACACUCACCUGAAUACUGCUGUUUGUUUUUGUGAUACUAGUGAAGCAUUGCCUUGUUAUGCAGUGUGCUUUUAAGAGUGCCCCUCUGCUGUAGAGCUGCUAAUGCCUUGCAUUUUUAUGUGAUUGUCACUGUAAUUUAAUAACUUUAUGAGUAUUUUGGGGUAUUUCAGGAGUUGAAAUAUCAGUGCUGAAGCGUUGCAUCGUACGAAUGUCAUUCUAAAGCACUGCAAUCUUAAACAACAAGGUGCCAAAACGAGUUCCCUGGAGAGAUGCUGCAGAAGAACCCAGUUUUUAAAGAACAAUCCAAAGAACAAGCAAAUGUGGUUCGUCUGUGCUUUAUUUUUGAGAUCCUGUGAUGUGGAAGGUGUUAUGGGUGCAGACAUUUAAAGGUUAUGUAACGUGAAAGGGGCAUAAGUCAUCUUCCCAAGUGAGAGUGUUCCGAGAUGAAAUGCGAGGAUAUAAACACAGGAAACUCUGAGUCCAAAUAAGCACUUUUGUUUAUUGUCACAGAUAUGAAUCCAAGGGCAGAUUACAGUCUUUCAUCAGACUGUAAUGACAGCCUUGCCCUGCAGUUACUGAUAGUCAUACUGAUAAGUGAUGGAUUUUCAUCUUUAUGGGGUAGUUUUUGUCUUCUGAUGCUGGGAAAUGUUUGAAGAAAUGAAACGCACACAAAGACACUUUAUAAUUUUGUGUUGCUGUAAGGUGGCGAGUCGGUUGCUGAAAGACUACUAAGGGAUUAUUAUUUGCUGUCAUAUAGUCCUGAUUCAGACGAUAUUUUAGGUUUACAUUCUCUGUUCCUGUUUCAUGUCUACGCACAAGACAUGCUGUAUGUGUUAUGUAAUAUUUGAUGCUGUGUUUGUGUUUUCCAUUGCUUUAUCUUAGGGAAUAUCAGUUGACCGAACUGUUGGAUGUGUGAGUGUAUAUAAGUUGGACACAUCUGGACUGCAGAGGAUUUACUACAUUCUGUUUGUCAUUUCGGUCUAUUUAAGGGGCCCAUAUCAUGAAAAAAAUGAAUUCAAAUCACUUUUUCACAAGUUUGAUGUAGUAUAAAAAAGCAGACAGUCCAUAUGAGCACAACAAGCUGCAAAAGCAGCCCAUUUUAAAUUCAUUGUUUUUGCGAUGUCACAAAAGCAAACACAUUUACAUAUAUCCACUUGCUAGUUUACAGCAGUUUAGCUCUGCCCAUUCACACUGAAGUUAUAAGGAGUGUUUCGGGCCAGACUCCUUUUAAAUGAGGCCAGUCAGAAUAGAGUUUAUUUACAUAUAUCAGUCUUAAAGGCACAGUAACAAAAACAGAGGUUGGAAAAUGGUCCAAAGUGAAUAAUAACUGUAUCUGGUACAUAAACCCACACAAAUGUCAUAAGCAAACCUCAGGUGGAAAAAAUCAAAUAGAAGAAGAAAACUAUGAUAUGGGCCCUUUAAUAAAUGGCUUCCAAGACAGCAACUGAACAUUACACGGACCAUUGCUGGCUAUUUGAAGCCAACUGUCUGCAAAACAAAAGGAUUCUCCUUAUUAUGUGUGUGUGAUUCACAACAGCUGUUGAUAUAAUUAUCACAAUGGAACAACAUGUAUUUUUGCUAUUUAUUGUAUAAAUACAAGUGCAGUCACUGAACUAAUAUGGUGAAGUUACAUAAAGAGAAGUGCUUACACAUUGUUUGAAACUGUACUACUUGGACCUGCUUUGCAAAGGGCCACUGUUUGUACCACGCCAAGCCACAAUUAUAGGCCUUCACAUGCCAAGGAGUUAUAUUUGUGUCCUGUAGCUGAUCUCAUUGGGAGUUUUCUUUCUAGGGACUGAACUGCACUGUAGCAGCAAAAUGAGGCAGAAAGAAAUAGGCUGAGCUCACCAAUAUGCAAGAUAUAUUAUAUUAUAUUAUAUUAUAUUAUAUAUUUUCGGAAUACAAACCACAACUGCAACAACUGUAGUUUCAGUAAGUUCCUUUACACAUCACUGCUGUCGGAACAAAGCCUCUUCACUUUUGAUUUUCAGAUUUUGACAUAAUUUGA
Messenger RNA from Colossoma macropomum (tambaqui), 4091 nucleotides. RefSeq names its product hyaluronidase 2a (gene hyal2a). Gene Ontology annotation, molecular function: hyalurononglucosaminidase activity; hyaluronoglucuronidase activity. Gene Ontology annotation, biological process: carbohydrate metabolic process; hyaluronan catabolic process. The coding region runs from base 312 to 1721 and encodes 469 amino acids. The record is from RefSeq and is a predicted model, not a curated record. NCBI's taxonomy places the organism in Eukaryota, Metazoa, Chordata, Actinopteri, Characiformes, Serrasalmidae. The transcript has 4 exons.